Hipposideros armiger (great roundleaf bat) is the source of this 3380-nucleotide messenger RNA. RefSeq names its product tubulin polyglutamylase complex subunit 2 (gene TPGS2). The coding region runs from base 628 to 1443 and encodes 271 amino acids. NCBI's taxonomy places the organism in Eukaryota, Metazoa, Chordata, Mammalia, Chiroptera, Hipposideridae. Gene Ontology annotation, biological process: protein polyglutamylation. The record is from RefSeq and is a predicted model, not a curated record. The transcript is spliced from 6 exons.
GCCCCUAGAUAUUGCUAAAUUAUAAGCCUGACCCUCAGGCUGUAUCUUUUAAGAUCUACAAAUAAGCCUAUUCCAAGGAAAGACUGAACAUUUCAGUCUGCUGCCUCAGAGUUGUGCCCUGGGAGAAUAGCUGGUUUAAGAACUGUUAACUCUGUUUGUUAUGGUCCUGUGGGACCCAGGAAUAUAAGCCCAGCAGGCAGUGCCAGUCAAUCAAGGGGUGCGUCCCAUGGGCAGCAACUGCAAAAGCCACGGUGUCAGACAUGUAUAUGCACAAGCUCCUUUCUGGGAAAUGCUAGCAAUCUGGAAUGAGGCAGAAGGAAAGCACGAAGAUACCGCCUGCUGGCCUCCCUGGUCGCUGGAGAGUAUUGCAUUUGGCAUCUAGAUGUGUAUUAAAUUAGAAACCUGCUCCUUAGGCCAAAGCAAAUAGGUUUCUUUCUCCAAAAAACUUCUGACCUCAGUCUGCUCUGCACUGGGCCCUGGAAGGAGGGCCACAGUGAGUUGACGUGAGCCCGUUAAGAACUGUCUCUCAUCUCACUACAGCGUUGGACCCAGGCCCUGUUGGCUUUCAGAGCGAGAUGUUUGGGGGACCCACCUCUAAAGUGGAAGUCUUACAAGCUGGGGUGCCAGAUGUGGGGUCCAAACUCUUUUCUCCUCAGAGAGAAUCUAGGAGUUGUGAGUUCCCUUCCAGUGCAUGUCACCCCGCUAAGGGUGGGCUUUAUGAAAAAUAACUGUGCGCUGCCUGAGGAUGUGAAGAAUUUUUACCUAAUGACCAAUGGCUUCCACAUGACCUGGAGUGUGAAGCUGGAUGAGCACACCAUUCCAUUGGGCAACAUGGCAAUUAACAGCAUCGCAAAACUGACUCAACUCAACCAGUCUUCCAUGUACUCACUUCCUAACGCGCCAACUCUGGCAGACCUGGAGGAUGAUACAGAAGAAGCCAAUGAGAACGAGCCAGAGAAGCCUCACUUUGAUUCUCGCAGUGUGAUAUUUGAGUUGGAUCCUUGCAAUGGGAAUGGGAAGGUUUGCCUUGUCUACAAAAAAGGAAAACCAGCAUUAGCGAAAGACACUGAGAUCUGGUUCCUGGACAGAGCGUUAUACUGGCAUUUUCUCACAGACACCUUUACCGCCUACUAUCGCCUUCUCAUCACCCACCUGGGCCUGCCCCAGUGGCAGUAUGCCUUCACCAACUAUGGCAUUAGCCCACAGGCCAAGCAAUGGUUCAACAUGUAUAAACCCAUCACCUACAACACAAACCUGCUCACGGAAGAGACUGACUCCUUUGUGAACAAGCUGGAUCCCAGCAAAGUGUUCAAGAGCAAGAACAAGACCUUAGUCCCCAAAAAGAAAGGGCCUGUUCAGCCUGCAGGUGGCCAGAAAGCACCCUCAGGUCCUCCCUCUGCCUCUAAAUCUUCCUCUGGCUCUGGAAACCCUGCCCGGAAAUGAGCGGCCUCACCUCCAGCUCCCCGGCCAGCCCCACGUGAUCACUUCCUCGCACAGAUGCCCCAGGGGUGGCCCACGCCUCGGAUUCUGGGUGUGGAACCAUAGACUCCUCCCAUCCAAGUGACCAAAAUCUCAGGCCUCUCACUCCUAUUAGGAUUAGCCAGGAGUUAAAGGGCAUACUCAGGUCUCCCCAAGAGUCCUUUCCUGUCCCCGCAGCAGGUCGUGCCACCCGCUGCCUCCAGAAGCUGUGGAGAAUUAUGGAUCUUGUUUAAGAGGUCAGAUCUGUUAAGAAAUUUCCUUUUUCCAGCUGUGCCCUCCUACUCCUCAGCAGUGAUUAGAAAAGUCCCCCAGAGAAAUCACCCAUUUUGACCCAUGAAGCAGUAGAAUUGCAGUGUUCAGUUGAUAGUCACUAGUCACGUGUGGCUGUUUACAUUUAAAUCAUAUUAAAAAUUCAGUCCCUCAAUUGCAUUAUAGCCACAUUGUGAGUAUUCACCUGGCUAGUGGAUUCCAUAUAGACAGCACAGAGAUAAUAGAACAUUCCCAUCAUCACAGAAAAUUCUGUUGGACAACACUGCAUUAAAAUAUGUUCACACCGCUCAGAUCAGUUAAUUUGUUAGAGAACGUUGAUACCUUAAUUUGAUGGGUCAUAAUGUUCCAUGAAAACUCUUGAAAGUACAGUUGUAUAUUCUUCAUAUCCUUCACCAUAAAUAUCACUCUAUUCAUCUUCAGUUUCCUAUAAAGUUUCUCAUCAUCAGUUUCCUAUAAAGUAUCUUGCAUCCAGUUUUGUGUUGUGAUAUUGCCAAAAUUAUCCUUGUUUUUUGUUUUUUAAAGAACAGGUGAUUCUGCUGUACUUUCAGCCAUCUAAAAUCAAACUCCCAAGAAUUGCUUUGCAGGACUGUUCAUAAAGAGUUGAUAAAACUAGUCACUGUUGACAAGAGCUUUCCACCUGCUUUGUCUAUUCAUAGCUGUUCAACAAUUGGAGUGGCAGAAAAGUACAGAGAGAGACCAAGUUAUCAAGGACAAUAGGUGUAUUUAGUCUCCCAAAGUAUUUUUUUUUUCUGCUAGAACUAAUCAAAGGGGAACCAGCAGCACCAGAUAAAAGAUUCCAGCAUUUGGCUGCUUCUCCGAGAUAAAUCAAGGUUAGAGAGGAAUUAAGACGUCACGUCAUCUUGCAUCGCGGUAGAUAUCCUUCCUCUAGUACUUGUGGAACUCCUGAAUUACUUCUAAGUCAGUCCUGAUUCAGUUCUAGAUUUCACAAGUAAAGCAGCAGAGGAGCCACAAGAGUAGUGGUGCCCCUCAAAUCUGUGACAAUCAGCAGGGGGUCCUCAAAGGGCUGUAGACAGAAGGGAGCUCUGAUGAGGAAAUGCUAGAGAGGAGACCUUCCCUGGGAGGACCAGAGCAAUAAGCAGAGCUGUCUACCUAAAAUAUAGGACAAAAUGAAGAUGUGGGACCUCUGGUUCAAAAGUCAGGAAAACAUUGUACCACUAAACGUACUAAAAUGUUGUUCCUCUCUAUGGUCUCUCUGGUUUUUGGUUUUUUUUUUGCUACUUAAUACUGGUGUAAGUAAAGAAAUAUUAAAAUUUUAAAUUAUUAGCAUUAAUUUUAUUCUUUUUAAUGUCUAGUUACAGUUUUAGAUGCAAAUAUAAGAGCAUUGAACUCAUGCAGAAUCACCAAAAUUAUGCAAUUUGUAUCUCAUAGCUUAUGUAUACAUAUUGUAUGCAUGUACUCUUACCAUAACCAUAGAAACACAAAACUAGCAUAACUGUUAUUUCACUUCUUGAUAUGUACACAUUCUGUCAGCACUCUCAACUUACUGAUGAUAAGGAAGGAUUGAAAGAAAAAGAAACUAGGAGCGCCCAUACUUUUUCCUUUUCUUCUAUGUCAUCAUUUUCAGCAUAAGUGGUUGGCUAAUAAAGGAAAGGAACAUGAAUAAGAAAGGA